AGUACGGCCCGUCGGCCGCCGUCCCCGGAAACGCUUCCUUUCCACGCAGCCGCAGGCCGCAGCUCUCCGGCCUCUCUAGGCCAGCAGGUCCUCCGCUCCAUGGUCCGGCCUGUCAGCGCAGUUUCGGGAAUCCACCGCUGAGGCCCGGCCGCGCUCGGACGCUUCGAUCCUCGAGCCGGCCGCGGGUAGCCCGGCGAGCGCGGGCCGAUGGCGUGGCUGCGCUGACCGGCGCGGGCGGCUGCCGAGCCCCGCGGGCCGGCAUGGCGGGCCAGUUUCGCAGCUACGUGUGGGAUCCAUUGCUGAUCCUGUCCCAGAUCGUGCUCAUGCAGACGGUGUACUAUGGCUCGCUGGGCCUGUGGCUGGCGCUGGUGGACGCGCUGGUGCGCAGCAGCCCUUCCCUGGACCAGAUGUUCGACGCGGAGAUCCUGGGCUUUUCCACCCCUCCAGGCCGGCUCUCCAUGAUGUCCUUCAUCCUCAACGCCCUCACCUGUGCCCUGGGCUUGCUGUACUUCAUCCGGCGAGGGAAGCAGUGUCUGGAUUUCACUGUCACUGUCCAUUUCUUUCACCUCCUGGGCUGUUGGCUCUACAGCUCCCGUUUCCCCUCGGCGCUGACCUGGUGGUUGGUCCAAGCUGUGUGUAUUGCACUCAUGGCCGUCAUCGGGGAGUACCUGUGCAUGCGGACGGAGCUCAAGGAGAUCCCCCUCAGCUCGGCCCCUAAAUCUAAUGUCUAGAGUUGGGCCCUUCGGACACUCUGCUGACAUUUGGCCCCCUGUCACCUUGGGCUGCUCAGACCUCCAGAUGGGGUCCAGCCCGAGUCUGAGAGGAACCCCGGAAAUGUGAAGUCUCUUGGUGAGAGAUAGUGAGGUCUCGUCACAGGUAGCAGACAUGAUCACAGCUGCAAGAAUGGCCUCUGCCUGCUGGAGCCUUGAUAUCUGGAGGCCAGGAAGGGACCUCACUGAGGGAAAUGACAGAUUUGGACCCAUGCCGCUCUUGAGCCAUCACACUGUCACCAGCCUGUUAUUUUAAAAAAGGAAAAAAAAAAAAAAUCAAGGAUAUCUGAUUGGCGCAAACCACUCUUCUGGUCGCCUGUCUUACCCUCUGGGACAGCUGGUACCUUUGCCAUGUUGCCAAACCACAGUGAUUCUGUGUGGAGAAACAUUUGAUUUCUGGGUUCGUAGUCACAGAAAGAGAUGUAGGUGCAAAGUACUAGGCUGCUGACGGAGGACAGCAGAUGAAGCAUCAGCACAAGAGAGAUGCAGAGCCUGUGCCCCGUUAGACACACACACGUGUGUGUCCAGGAACCCGUGACUGACUUCCUGCAGUUCCCUGUGGACUCGACCCUGCUGCUGGCUCUCAACACAGUGGGCUACAGGACCCAGAGAAGAAUCCCAGCAUCCUCCCAUCCCCCAACCUAAGCUUCAUAAUAAAAGCCACUGUCUGCUCUCUAGGAAUGACCAGGCACCAGCUCCCACUGGA
Molecule: messenger RNA, 1476 nt
Organism: Peromyscus leucopus (white-footed mouse)
Lineage: Eukaryota; Metazoa; Chordata; Mammalia; Rodentia; Cricetidae
Gene: Sys1
Product: SYS1 golgi trafficking protein
Exons: 4
Coding region: 261-731 (156 amino acids)
Biological process (GO): protein localization to Golgi apparatus; Golgi to plasma membrane protein transport; Golgi to endosome transport
Cellular component (GO): trans-Golgi network; Golgi membrane
Source: RefSeq, a predicted model, not a curated record